GCGACAGGACAGGACGGGACAGAGCGGUGCCGUGAGGAGCGCUCGUUCCUGUCUGACCUGGAGCUUUCCCGAGGCGUUAUCCCUACAGGUGUCCUCGUGGCAAGACUGUGGGUCUUGGUGGCCUGUGGCCUUCCCGAGGCUUCUCUUUUGCAGGUGCCUCCGAGGCCAGACUCAGGGAUUUGGUGACUCAGAGCUUUUCUGACGCAUCUCCCAUCCUUCUGGCCUGCACACUCGAGGCAAGACCCUGGCACUUAGUGACCAAAGCCAUUUAAGAGGUGUUUCCUGUCCUUGUGGCAGGAGCCCUUGAGAACAAAGUGCAGGACUUGCUGUCCUGUAAUCUUCCUGAGGCUUCUCUGUCUCAGGUUCCUUCAAGGCACAACUGAAGGACUUGCUGAUUCAGAAAUUUCACAAGGCAUCUCUCUUUAUGGUGCCCUCAAAUCCAGACUCUGGAAUGGCAGGCACAUUUCUCAUCCUAUUUAAAGUCUUCAGGGGGAAAAAGAACAAAGGCCCUGGAGCUGCCCCAGGAAAACGGCUUGAGGAGCCCAAGCAUUUCCAGCCAUUGCAGGAUGAUGCAGCCGUGGAGCACACACAAGAGCAGCAAUCCAGCCGUGGCCGCUUCCGCAGAACAGCGCAGAUGUUCCAAAAAUUCCCGUGCAUUCGCCGUAGAGAGACUAACACCACUGCAGUUGAGCGCCCAGCUGAGCCUUACUUGGGGCUAACCCAGCUCCAGGCAGAGCCUGAUGUCAGCCCAGAUUCAGCUGGGCUCUCACAAGACAUGGACACCUCAGGGACUGAAACAUGGGCACAGGAUCUCCCCACAUCAGUGACUGAGGAUGCAGUCAUAACAAACACUGACAAUGAAGAGACUGAGGCCUUGAAAAAUACUGGUGCCAUGCCCACUCCCCUUGUGGUUUGUGCUUCCACUGUGCAUUUUUUCCUGGAGAGUGCUGUUCCUUAUCAGCAGCAGGUGCCAGCCAUGGUGAAGAACAUCCACCAGAGUCUCAUGUCCCACGUCACUGUGGAUGCCAGGCUGCAAAGUGACAUUGUGAGGCUGGCUGAGGAACACCCUGCUGACGUGGCGCUGACCCUCCUGCACUGUGCCCCAACGUGUGACAGGUUUGCAGUGCAGGCCAUGAAGGCUCUGCUCUGCCGACUGGAGUGUGACCAGGAGGUGAUGGCUAUGGAGCGUAAGUGUGGCUGGGACAUGCUGCUGUGUGCUCACACCCAGCACUAUGCCGUGGGUCUGCUGGCCAGAGAGAUGCGCUGUGUCUCCCUCUCCUUGUGUUCUGGGAUUGCUCUCCACCUGCUUGGGCUGCUCAGCAGGGAGGAGCCACACUGGGAUCUGCCCGGCCUGGCGUUCCUUGUGGAGGUCCUCGAGUGCCUGGAUUACAGUGAAUGUGCUGACAGUGUUGUGGAGGUCUCGUCAAGGUACCUGCAGAGCGAGUGCAGGGAGAGGCGUCGCCUGGCGCUCAGAGGCCUCGUGGUGCUCAGCAAGGAUCCCUCAAUGGCCAGGAGAAUGGGCACUCUGUCUCCAAGCCUUCUGGAGCUGCUGGGUGAUGCAGACGGAGAGCUGGUCGGCAUGACGCUCUCUGUGUCCACUAAUUUGCUCAAGAGCAAAGACAUGCUGGUAUCCAGCACCACAGCCCCGAAGCUGGUUGAGGCUCUCCUGCUGCUCUUCGACCACGACAACAGCCAUGUGCAGCUGCUCUCCCUUGACCUCUUCUUCAAGGUGAUGGAUUUGGUAGUAGAGGAGGGAAAAAAGCCCCUGAAGUCAGUGGUGUGCCAGAGCCUUCCUGCACUCUUCUUCCACUGCCAUGAUAAGAAUCAGCGUGUGGCAGAGGCUUCUUGGGAAACACUGCAUUGUGCGGCCGGGUUCCUGCAGAGGAGGGAUCUCAAAGAGCUGGUGGAGACAGAGAAGCUGUUGGCAUUUGCCGAGGUCUUGGUGAGGACGGCCUGGAAUCCCCAGCCUCAGCCUGGAGAAGGCCCCUGA
Passer domesticus (house sparrow) is the source of this 1990-nucleotide messenger RNA. RefSeq lists its product as uncharacterized. The record is from RefSeq and is a predicted model, not a curated record. Bases 425 to 1990 code for a protein of 521 amino acids. The transcript has 10 exons. Gene Ontology annotation, cellular component: cytoplasm. NCBI's taxonomy places the organism in Eukaryota, Metazoa, Chordata, Aves, Passeriformes, Passeridae.